UCAGACAUAACCUUUCUUGUCAAUGUAGAAUAAUAUUGUACAAAUUGAUACAAAUCAAGUCAUGAAUCAUUUCUGAAUAUGAUAAUUAAUAUAAAUGUGCAUUGAAAAGUUGUAUUAAACAUGUCGAAGAUGGAAAUACUUAAGCUCUACAAGAUGAUUUUACGUGAAUCACAGAAAAUAUCAGCUUAUAAUUAUAGAAUGUAUGCCAUACGCAGAGUUCGAGAUGCUUUUAGAGAAAAUAAAAAUCUAACCGACAAAAAAUCUAUUGAUUUGCAAUUGCAGUUUGGUGCAAAGAAUUUAGAAAUCAUAAAAAGACAGGCACUGAUAGGAAAUAUGUUCGAUAGUACGAAGCUAGUAAUAGAAAAAUAAUUAAUGGUGUAGUAUCUAUAGUUAUGAUAUUUUAAUUUCGGCAAGUAUUUUGAGGUUUGUAAAUAUAGAAUAAUCAUAUUGGUAGUAUAAUCCUGAUUUAUG
This is a messenger RNA of Ctenocephalides felis (cat flea), 471 nucleotides long. Its product is annotated as LYR motif-containing protein 4-like. The coding region runs from base 121 to 369 and encodes 82 amino acids. The transcript has 3 exons. The record is from RefSeq and is a predicted model, not a curated record. Gene Ontology annotation, cellular component: mitochondrion; L-cysteine desulfurase complex. NCBI's taxonomy places the organism in Eukaryota, Metazoa, Arthropoda, Insecta, Siphonaptera, Pulicidae. Gene Ontology annotation, biological process: iron-sulfur cluster assembly.